GAUUUAUUUUAUGAACAAAAAAGAAAAGAAACAAUUCACAAUUGUUAUUGUUCUUUUCAUUGAAAUUUAAUCAAAAUUUAAAUGUUAUUCUAAAUCCAUAUUCAACACCUACGUUUAGAUAUAAAAUUUCCGAAAAAACAAAAAUGAUAUCAAAUUCAUCAACAACAAUGAAUUUUAACAGUAUUAUUAUCAACAUUGUUUUGUUAUCGAUAAUAUCAUGUAAUCUGAUUCAACAAUCAUUAUCAUUACAAUAUUCAAAUACAAAUAAUGAAGAACAAAAAUCAAAUGGAAAAUAUUUUCCAAUGUUAAUGCCCGAUGUACGACCAAUGCAACCAGAAACCUAUCUUUGUACAGCAUUUAAAAUGUCACGUUAUGAACAUGAAUUUAUUGUUGAAUAUUUACCGAAUGCAACAAAACAAACAGCACAUCAUAUAUUAAUUUAUGGAUGUCAAAUACCUGGUUAUUAUGAACGUGAUACACCACGUGCUGUUUGGGAUUGUGGUGAAAUGACAUUUGCUAAUAAUCAUAAUCAUAAUCAUAAUAAUAAUCAAGAUGGUUAUGAUAGUGAUGAAUUGGAUUUUUUUCCACGUGGUCCAGUAUGUAAAGGUGAAUCACAAAUUGUUUAUAGUUGGGCUAUGGAUGCACCUGCAUUAAAAUUACCAAAAGGUGUUGGAUUUAAAGUUGGUCAUGGUUCGGAUAUUAAUUAUUUAGUAUUACAAGUUCAUUAUGCACAUGUUCAUCGUUUUCGAAAUGGUGAUACCGAUCAUUCGGGAAUAACAUUACGAAUGUUACCACAGGAUACACAAGAAAUCGAUCGAUUAGCCGGUGUUUUAUUAUUGGCCACUGGUGGUAUGAUUCAAUCACAUUCAUUGGACUAUUUUGACAGUGCAUGUCGAAUGAAUGAAAAUAUUAUUAUACAUCCGUUUGCAUUUCGAACACAUACACAUAAAUUGGGUAAAGUUGUAACCGGUUAUCGUAUCGAUCGAAAUAAUAAUCAUCAAUGGCAAUUAAUUGGUAAAGGUAAUCCACAAUUACCACAAAUGUUUUAUCCAAUUCAUGAAAAAAUUUCCAUACGACCUGGUGAUAUGGUUGUUGCACGUUGUACAAUGUAUAAUAAUCAAUCACAUCCAGUACAAAUUGGUUCGACAGGUGAUGAUGAAAUGUGUAAUUUUUAUAUUAUGUAUUAUGUUGAACGUAUGGAUCAUAAUUUGAAAAAGAAAAUCUGUUUUACAGUUGGACCACCGAAUUUUUAUUGGGAAACAAUAUUACAAGUACCAAGACAAGUAACUGAAGAAACGGAAAAAUUUCCUUGAACAACCAAAAACAAAUAAACAAAACAAAAAAGUGAUUCAAUCAAUCAAUUAAUCAAUUUGGUCGAAAACAUUGCACACCUACAUACACACACACACUGAACAAAGAAAAAAAAAUUUGUUUUUAUUUUUGUUUUGUCAUUUUAUUUAUUGAUAAAUUAUAAUAAUUCUUACAAUGAUGAUUA
Molecule: messenger RNA, 1495 nt
Organism: Dermatophagoides pteronyssinus (European house dust mite)
Lineage: Eukaryota; Metazoa; Arthropoda; Arachnida; Sarcoptiformes; Pyroglyphidae
Gene: Phm
Product: Peptidylglycine-alpha-hydroxylating monooxygenase
Cellular component (GO): extracellular region
Molecular function (GO): copper ion binding; oxidoreductase activity, acting on paired donors, with incorporation or reduction of molecular oxygen, reduced ascorbate as one donor, and incorporation of one atom of oxygen
Source: RefSeq, a predicted model, not a curated record